Molecule: messenger RNA, 1058 nt
Organism: Phaeodactylum tricornutum CCAP 1055/1
Lineage: Eukaryota; Bacillariophyta; Bacillariophyceae; Surirellales; Neidiaceae
Exons: 2
Coding region: 23-919 (298 amino acids)
Source: RefSeq, a predicted model, not a curated record
CUGUUUUUGGUCUCAGAUCAAUAUGACGCCUCCGCACGAAGAAGAUUCGUCUACUUUGUCAGGUGGACACUCGACAUCCCCUCGCAAUUCCUUACAAGCAGACGGCAAUGCCCCUCAGUAUCUCUACAUUGUCCGCCACGGCGACCGAUGGGACUAUGAGAAUCCAACGUGGGUCGAAACCACGGAUCGCUCGGGUGAUCCUCCGCUGAGCAAACUCGGUCAUCAACAAGCGCGGGAAACGGGCAUCUUUCUGGAUCAACUCUUGUCGAGUGAUGGAAUCACUGGAGACGAUUUAACUUGGAUGAGUUCUCCCUUUUUGCGCACCCUACAAACCUCAGACAACGCCCUCAACGCCAUGACCAAGACCAACAUCAAGAACGUACCUAUUCUUCCCGAAUACUCUGUCUUUGAGUGGGACGGAAAAGGAGGCAAAUGGCACGAGUCGCUGCCGCCCUUGUCGGAACGGGUACACUACUUCCCUCGCAUGGACGUCAAGUACCAGAGUCUGUUCGUGCCGACUUUGCCGGAGCCGCGAUCGGAGUUUCACGGACGGUGCGAACGUGCAAUCCAUGCUCUGAAUCAACGCUAUUGUUUUAAGCCACGCAGCGCGCUGGUAGUCGUCUCGCACGCGGCAGCCUGUAUAGGUUUGGCGCGAGCGGCGGCGAACCUCACCCUGACCGAUAUCACACCUGCAGCACCGUGUACUAUCUUUCGUUUAAGCCGUACCGACAAUUCCGCGACCUGGCAAAUGGAUCAGCAUGAUGCUGUAAAUAGUUUGAACGGACACACGUCCCAUUUGAGCGAUUUAGGAAGCACUACAGUGCCGUGGAACCACUUUGGUGACAAAGCAAUCCAUAGGGGUUAUACCGGACCACCAACGUCUCGGUUUGCCCCCAAAGAUCUAAACGACGAAUUGUAACUACAUGUGAUCCUUCCUCGACCCGUUGGUACGGUGGAUUCUUUCCAUGUCUUGGACUUGGAAGCUCCGUUGCCUAUGGCUAUAGGAAAUGGAUCUGGUCGGUCAUGUUCGCUGUAGUAAGGCAGAUCUUUAUUCCUCU